CGCACACGAGGUGGCGCUUCUAGGCCUGGUCUGGCAGCAGGCAAGGUUUGGGAGGCGACCGAGCCAAAGCGUCGCGCUUGCGCUCAAGAGAAGCGGCGGCGUGGGCGGUGAGGCGGCUUCAGAGGCUAAAGGUCCUUAUAGCGAGUAGCGGCGGCGGCACCACUACUGCUACCACCACUAGCAGCAGCAGCAGUAUACCCGUCGUGGGAAUCUUUGCUUUGUCGCCAAGAUGCCGGCUGUGUCGAAGGGGGAUGGGAUGCGAGGUCUGGCCGUCUUCAUUUCGGAUAUCAGGAACUAAAGAGGCUUUGCUGGAUGUUCCUAUCUGUCUAAAUGACCUUUCAAAGGAAGUGUGGAAGCCUUUUGUUAAACAGACGUUUUCAGGGUUUGAAGGUAAAAGUAAAGAAGCUGAGAUAAAAAGAAUAAACAAAGAAUUGGCAAACAUUCGAUCAAAGUUUAAAGGUGAUAAAGCUCUUGAUGGCUACAGUAAGAAAAAGUACGUCUGCAAGCUGCUUUUCAUCUUCCUCCUGGGGCAUGAUAUUGAUUUUGGCCACAUGGAGGCUGUGAAUCUCCUGAGUUCGAACAAAUACACAGAGAAGCAAAUAGGCUAUCUGUUCAUCUCCGUGCUUGUGAAUUCCAACAGUGAGCUAAUACGCCUGAUAAACAAUGCUAUCAAGAACGACUUGGCCAGCCGCAACCCUACUUUCAUGGGACUGGCUUUACACUGUAUUGCCAAUGUAGGUAGCAGAGAGAUGGCGGAAGCAUUCGCUGGAGAAAUUCCAAAAAUACUUGUAGCUGGAGACACCAUGGAUAGUGUGAAGCAGAGUGCAGCCCUGUGCUUGUUAAGAUUAUAUAGAACUUCUCCUGACCUAGUUCCUAUGGGAGAUUGGACAUCACGAGUUGUGCACCUUCUCAAUGACCAGCAUCUGGGUGUGGUUACUGCUGCUACAAGUUUGAUCACCACUCUGGCACAAAAGAAUCCAGAUGAAUUUAAAACCUCCAUAUCUCUGGCUGUCUCCAGACUCAGCAGGAUCGUGACAUCUGCAUCGACCGACCUCCAGGAUUAUACCUAUUACUUUGUUCCUGCUCCAUGGUUAUCUGUGAAGCUUCUGAGACUGCUGCAGUGCUAUCCACCCCCAGAAGAUCCUUCAGCUCGAGGUCGUCUCACUGAGUGUCUGGAAACUAUUCUUAACAAAGCUCAAGAACCUCCUAAAUCCAAGAAAGUACAGCAUUCAAAUGCAAAGAAUGCAGUGCUAUUUGAGGCAAUUAGUUUAAUCAUCCACCAUGAUAGUGAGCCAAACCUGCUUGUUCGUGCCUGUAAUCAGUUAGGCCAGUUCUUGCAGCACCGGGAAACUAAUCUUCGUUACCUUGCACUGGAAAGCAUGUGCACGCUUGCCAGCUCAGAGUUUUCACAUGAGGCCGUGAAAACACACAUAGAAACAGUUAUCAAUGCAUUAAAGACGGAGAGAGAUGUAAGUGUACGACAAAGAGCAGUGGAUCUCUUGUAUGCAAUGUGCGACCGAAGCAAUGCCCAGCAAAUUGUGGCUGAAAUGCUAAAUUACCUGGAAACUGCUGAUUACUCUAUUAGGGAAGAAAUUGUACUGAAGGUUGCAAUUCUGGCUGAAAAAUAUGCAGUGGACUACACCUGGUAUGUGGACACCAUCUUGAAUUUGAUUCGAAUUGCUGGAGACUAUGUCAGUGAAGAGGUGUGGUACCGAGUCAUUCAGAUAGUAAUUAACAGAGAUGAUGUGCAAGGUUAUGCAGCAAAGACUGUCUUUGAGGCUCUCCAAGCACCAGCCUGCCAUGAGAACUUGGUAAAAGUAGGUGGUUACAUCUUGGGAGAGUUUGGAAAUCUGAUUGCUGGAGAUCCAAGAUCUAGUCCUUUGAUCCAGUUCAACUUGCUACAUUCAAAGUUCCACCUGUGUAGUGUCCCAACUAGAGCUCUGCUUCUGUCUACAUAUAUCAAGUUUGUGAAUUUAUUCCCUGAGAUAAAAACAACCAUUCAAGAUGUCCUACGCAGUGAUAGUCAACUAAAAAAUGCUGAUGUUGAGUUGCAGCAGAGAGCUGUUGAGUACUUGAGGCUCAGUACAAUUGCAAGUACUGACAUCUUGGCAACGGUGCUGGAAGAAAUGCCUCCAUUUCCAGAGAGGGAAUCCUCCAUUCUGGCCAAGCUCAAGAAGAAAAAAGGCCCCAACACAGUUACUGAUAUGGAAGAGACCAAAAAAGAGAGAAACUCUGAUAUGAAUGGUAGCACUGAAGCUACUCAUAUAAAUGCCAGCACUGUGUCUACUCCAUCUCCUUCAGCAGACCUUUUAGGUCUUGGUGCAGCCCCAGUUCCAAACUCUGUUUCAGCCCCUGCAUCUGGUGGUAGCUUAUUGGUAGAUGUGUUUUCAGAUACUUCUACAGCUCCUGCGUCUCUUGCUCCAGGUUCUGAAGAUAACUUUGCAAGUCAUGACCUGUCUUCAAGUGAGCAGGUGGUUUCUGAGGAGCCAGCUGAGGCUGUGCAUGAUGCUGAUGAGCUUUUUCACAAGUUCGUUUGUAAAAAUAAUGGAGUGUUGUUUGAGAAUCAGUUACUACAGAUUGGUCUGAAAUCUGAAUUUCGGCAGAAUUUAGGUCGGAUGUUCAUAUUUUAUGGCAACAAGACUUCAACACAAUUUUUGAAUUUUUCUCCAACACUAAUCUGUUCAGAUGAUCUUCAGUCUAGCCUGAAUCUGCAGACAAAACCAGUUGAUCCCACUGUAGAGGGAGGUGCUCAAGUGCAGCAGGUAGUAAACAUUGAAUGCAUAUCAGACUUCAUGGAAGCACCAGCCCUAAAUAUUCAGUUCAGAUAUGGAGGAACACUGCAAAACAUCUCUGUGAAGCUGCCCAUCACACUGAACAAAUUUUUCCAGCCUACAGAAAUGGCCUCUCAAGACUUUUUCCAGAGGUGGAAACAGCUGAGCAACCCUCAACAAGAAGUACAGAACAUCUUUAAAGCAAAACAUCCAAUGGAUACCGAAAUAACAAAGGCAAAGAUCAUUGGCUUUGGCACAGCCCUACUGGAAGACGUAGAUCCCAACCCUGCUAACUUUGUAGGAGCUGGUAUAAUACACACAAAAUCAAUCCAGAUUGGAUGCUUGAUGCGUCUUGAACCCAACCUACAGGCACAGAUGUAUAGGUUAACGUUACGAACAAGUAAAGAAAUGGUAUCCCGGAGGUUAUGUGAAUUGCUUUCGGAACAGUUCUGAACUGCAGUGCAAAACCACUUUUGAUUCUUUGUUUUUGCCAUUGUCUGUGUCCUGCUCCAGAAAUGGUUUGUACACCAGUGUCUGCAAAAAUAAAUGCCACCCCAUUCACAUCCCUGCCUUAAAGGACCUGUCCCUUUUUAUGUGAAAUAAAAGAUGUGUAACAUAAAACUACUUAAAUGUGAAAAAAGGCUGUUAGAUUUCUGGUGCAAAGAAGCUGGGAGGUCUUGUGUGUCUCAACUCAGCUGUGAUUCAUAUAUUUUGGCAGACGUUGGUUUCAUUAAAAAAUCACUUUGGAUAUGGUUAAUACCAAUUAAAUGAAGCACUUUUGCUGGAAAUGCCACUGUAAAUUGCUAAAAGCGUGUUGCAUCAGUGCCUUUUCUAGCAUUCUCUUGUCUGCAGAAUUCAGUGAAUGGCACUGCUCAUCUUCCUACUGAGGCUCUUUUAGUCAACUUUAAAUGGCUCACCUCUCAAAAAAGUGGGCUAGAGGAGUUGGUAUGUGGGGAGGGCUAUGUUCUCUUACUGCUUUCUUGAAUGUCACUGGUGUCCAUAUAUACAUAUGACUAUGCUUUGUAUUCUGAUUCAUAUCUUAAUAUCCCCAAAUGACUUCCUUUAAAUCUCAUCUUCCACUUCUCUCCCAUGAUCUGAACUACCAAAGAGUACUUCAGUAAUACUUCAAAUACUUCAUUAAAGAAACCGGGUUGGGUUCUUGGGAACAAAUGUGUUUCCCCCCCCUCAAAGCUAUAGUUGAUAACCAUCAGUACACUUAGGCUGUAAAUUAAGGAAUCAAGUAUUCUUAUACACUAACACUUUCAUAGGGAGCCAAUACGUCUGCAUUCCUCCUUCUCCACACUUUGCAGUUUAUUUCUUACCUUCUGGAUCAUAGGGAUAAGCCACUAGCUCUGAUUGUGGAGAGUUCAGCUUAUUAAGAUUUAAAAUACACUGUGGGCUUCUGCAAGUAUGAAAGGUAUAAACUUGAUUAUUCUGCAGGGCUUGUCAUGUCACCAGAACACUUUUUUUGUCUAGAACUUGGUAAUUCUAUUUUCAAGAAGCGUAGUAGUAGUAGAAGUGUUGCAUUUCCAACAGCAGUGGCAUUUGUUGCUUGGUAUGAGCUAUGCAUUUGUGUAACAUACCAUGCAAAAGGAGGCUAGCAGCCUCUUUGACCUAAGUAAAAUUAUGCUUAAAGUGAGUUCAGUCACACAUCUCUGAAGGGCUUCUUAAGUGGUUGAUUACUGCAAUUAUACAUGAAGGCAGUAAAAGAAACAAAGAAUAAAAUGAGCUACAAUUA
Rhineura floridana is the source of this 4509-nucleotide messenger RNA. It is a transcript of the gene AP2A2, whose product is annotated as adaptor related protein complex 2 subunit alpha 2. NCBI's taxonomy places the organism in Eukaryota, Metazoa, Chordata, Lepidosauria, Squamata, Rhineuridae. Gene Ontology annotation, biological process: intracellular protein transport; clathrin-dependent endocytosis. The record is from RefSeq and is a predicted model, not a curated record. The transcript is spliced from 24 exons. Gene Ontology annotation, cellular component: membrane coat; AP-2 adaptor complex. Bases 252 to 3224 code for a protein of 990 amino acids. Gene Ontology annotation, molecular function: clathrin-cargo adaptor activity.